Messenger RNA from Paraglomus occultum, 3210 nucleotides. The record is from the annotation of a GenBank genome assembly. NCBI's taxonomy places the organism in Eukaryota, Fungi, Glomeromycota, Glomeromycetes, Paraglomerales, Paraglomeraceae.
AUGACCUUCAAGGCAAAGGUUCUCGUGCUUCCGGGAGAUAACGCUGGCCCCGAAGUGGUGGCUGAAGCUAUUAAAGUAUUGAACUUAAUAAACAAAACACGGAAUAAUGUUGAACUUGAAAUCACGAAUGCUUUGAUUGGUGGUGCCGCUAUUGAUGCUGAAGGCACUCCUCUUCCCGAGAAAACGUUAAGACUUGCAAAGGAAUCGGAUGCUAUUCUUCUGGGUGCAGUAGGUGGACCACAGUGGCCGCGUCCAAUUGAUCCAUCUGAUGCGUCCAAGGGGCUUGGACCACGUCCAGAACAAGGCUUGUUAGAUAUACGCAAAGCAUUAGAUCUAUAUGCCAAUAUCCGUCCAUGUUCAUUUGCCAGCGAUUCUUUGAUAAAAUACUCGCCUUUAAAGGAGAAUGUUGUCAAAGGGACUGAUUUCACCAUUAUAAGGGAACUAGUUGCAUAUGAUACUCUUCCUUAUACUGUUUCCGAAAUACGCCGAGUAACACGUUUAGCUGCUCAUCUAUCUCUGCAAAAGUCACCACCUGCUCCAAUUCACUCUAUCGAUAAAGCAAACGUUCUCGCUACGUCUCGGCUAUGGCGCAGGAUAGUUACUGAAACGUUGUCCACAGAAUUUCCUUCCAUUCCAUUUGACCAUCACUACGUAGAUGCAGCAGCAAUGUUCUUGGUCAAGAAUCCAACUAAAUUAAAUGGAAUUAUCUUAACCGGAAAUCUUUUUGGUGAUAUUCUAAGUGAUGAAGCGAGCGUAAUUCCUGGCAGUUUAGGUUUACUUCCGUCUGCCAGCCUAAGCGGACUACCCGAUGGAAAAAGUAAAUGCCUAGGACUGUACGAACCAAUACAUGGAUCUGCCCCUGACAUCGCUGGUCAAAACAUUGUCAACCCCAUCGCUACCAUUCUUUCAUUAGCGAUGAUGUUUAGGUAUUCUUUUAGUCUAGAGAGAGAAGCGAAGGCUAUAGAAGAUGCCGUAGAAAAAGUGCUCCAAGACCAAGAGUUUGCCGGAUUUGAAUUUCGCACUAAGGACCUUGGAGGCAAUAAGACUACAUCCGAAAUGGGUGAUAAAGUAGUCGAAGUACUCGAAGGAUUUCUCGAAGGCCUUAAUUCGGAGGACAGAAUAUCGGCUACCGUUCCGUCACGUGGAUUACUGCUAUCGAGGCCAUCUGGCAGAAGAGGAAUGACUCUGUGCGAAAAAAUUAUCACACAUGCAGCAAUUGGCCUUUCUCCUCCGGGACAUGUCAAACCAGGCGACAUGAUUUGCGUAUCAGUCGAUUGGACUCUUGCUUCAGAACUCACCUGGAAAGGAAUGGAGAAAACAUUUGACGUCAUGGGUCGACCAAAAAUUCAACGGAACGAUCGCUUCUGGCUCGCCAUUGACCACACUGUGGAUCCACGGAUAAAUCAUCUCCCUAAACCAACCGAGUUAAUCAAGGCAUCCGAAAACUUUGCAAAGGAAGCAAAACUAGUCGACUUUUACCGCCCUAAUCAUACGAUCCUCCACACGGAAUUUUACCGUGAACGCGCACAACCUGGUCAAAUGAUCAUUGGAGCAGAUUCACAUUCAUGUUCUGCUGGAGGAGUAGGAGCAUUUGCUGUUGGAUUGGGGGCAGCAGACGUAGUUAUGCCCUUGGUUACGGGGGAGACAUGGUUCAAAGUUCCAGAGACAGUAGAGAUACGGUUUGAAGGACAACCGCCCUUUGGAAUUGGAGGAAAGGAUACUAUUUUAUAUGUACUUGGCGUCCUGAAGAGGAAUACUGUUGCAUUUGAAAGGGCAGUGGAAUAUACUGGGCCUGGGUUGAAGUAUUUAUCAUGUGAUGCGAGAUUUGCUAUUUCGAAUAUGUCCACUGAGUUUGGUGGUAUUGCUGGUGUGUGCCAACCCGACGAGAUAACAGCUGCGUAUAUAGCUAAGCGUAAAAAUCCUGCACACAAGAAUGAUGCCUUAUACUUCAGAGCUGAUCCGGAUGCAGUAUAUGCAGAAACUCAUAUAAUAGAUCUAUCAAAAGUCGAAUCACUCGUCGCACUUUAUCCUUCGCCGGACAACGUUGUAUCGGUGAAAGAAGCUGCAGGAAUGAAACUUGACGGGUGCUUUAUCGGCGCAUGUACUACUGCUGAAGAGGAUUUGAUUCUUGCCGCAUUGGUGUUGGAACAAGGCCUGAAGAAAGGAUUGAGACCGUCAAUCAAUGCGAAGAGAAAAUGCACGCCGGGAAGUCUGCCAAUUAUUGCAAAAUUAAAAAGAUUGGGAUUACUAAAGUUUUACGAACAGGCGGGCUUUGAGAUUGGAGCACCUGGGUGCUCUUAUUGUAUCGCUGUUGCUGCAGAUAAAGCCGGUGAAGGAGAAGUCUGGCUGAGCAGCCAGAAUAGAAACUUUAGGAAUAGGAUGGGAAAAGGAGCAAUUGGUAAUUUGGCGUCUGCAGCGACGGUAGCUGCAUCCUCAUUUGAGAUGGCGGUCCGAGACCCACGCGACCUUUUAGAUGCCAUCGACAAGGAAAAAUAUAAAGAAUAUCUUGAAAACUGGCUUGAUGAAACAGUCUCAAUUACAGUUUCUGAGCCAAAUCCCAUACUUCAUGACCCCAAUAGUACUAACGAGUCUGACACAAGUGUUAUUUCACCAGCACCAUCCUUUUCCACCACCAUCACUGGCAAAGUGCAGAGAUUUGAAGAUAACAUAGAUACAGAUGCCAUAAUCCCUGCCCAGUUUAUGCCUGGGAAGGAUGACCAGGAUUUGGGUACUCAUGCGUUCCAAUAUGUCAGGCCUGAGUUUACGCAGAAGGUGAAGGCAGGAAACACUAUUGUCGUUGGUGGGAGUGGUUUUGGAAGUGGAUCUUCACGAGAAGAAGCACCUAGAGCACUGAAGGGAGCUGGUGUCAAGGCGGUUAUUGCAAAGAGUUAUGCAUAUAUUUACAGUAGAAAUCAGCCAAACAUGGCGCUUCUCGGUAUAACUGUCACGGAUGAAGAAUUUUAUAAUCUCGCACAGGAAGACACAGAAGUAACAAUUGAUGUCAAAGAUCGUAAAGUAAGAUGUCUUGGGAAAGAAUUUCCAUUCGGACUAUCGCAAAUGGAAGAGAAUCUUAUUGCGGCUGGAGGUGUUACCGAAAUGUACCAAAAGUAUGGUGCCAAGUUGUUUAGAGCUGCUGUAUCCAAUGGUACUGGUUGUUCCACUGAAGCUGAAAGUGGACACGAGUGUGGUACUGCGGAAUUGGCGUGGUAG